Coprinopsis cinerea okayama7#130 is the source of this 954-nucleotide messenger RNA. RefSeq lists its product as hypothetical. The record is from RefSeq and is a predicted model, not a curated record. The transcript is spliced from 3 exons. The coding region runs from base 1 to 672 and encodes 223 amino acids. NCBI's taxonomy places the organism in Eukaryota, Fungi, Basidiomycota, Agaricomycetes, Agaricales, Psathyrellaceae.
AUGUCGCCCGUCACUGGCGCCAACGACGACAAGUACUCUUCCGGUCAUCUCUUUGUCCAGCAGCCCUACAGCCUGCAGAUAAUCCAGCUCACCGAGGAGCCCGCACCACCACCACGCAAGAUCUCAUCCUACUCAAGCUCGAUGGCCUCCUCGUCGUCGCAGUCGUACUGGUCAUCCUCGGCAUACACCUCUUCGGCAUGUUCGGAUGACGAUGACGAUGAAGACGAGGACGACGAGGACUGCUCUUCGUACUGCUCCUCCGACCUCCCACCGGAAGACUGCGACAUGGCGGCAGACGACGAUUCGAGACCAUCAUCCUCUGUGGCGUCGCCUGAUACCUACUCUCUGCGCAUGAAGCGCAUCCUUGCAUGGCGCGAGGACUUUUACGCCCAGAUUGGCGCUAGCUUGAGUGAAACUUCUCUUCCUUCGCUCAAGCGCAAACUCGAAGUGGACCAAGAUGAGGAGGAUAGUAUUUCGCAAUCGUCGAAACGAUCCCGGUCCGACAGCAGCAACUACAGCAGGACGAGCACGAGCGUCACUUCUCUCGGAAUGCACUCCUGUCCGGCAUGCGACGCAUUCUUUGACACCCAGCAAAGUUUGCGACAGCAUGGGCUUGAUGCAAAGGCUGACAAUGAGGCGUGCUCAGCGGCCGUGGAGUACGAGUUUGAGUAAACGACGACGCUCUGCCGAUGGUUACCGCCGCACCCCCCACCCCAACAAGAAGGCAUCCAAGUUGUUUAUUCCCAUAUCCUAUCACCGCGAUCUGGUUCUUGUUCUCCAUCCUAGACGGCAACCCUGGAUAUUAUGGAACGUCGGCCUUGGCCACCCAUCCCCCCAAGCUCGCACGCCCUGACCUCACAUCACCCCUGGCGCGAGAAAGAACGGGGGAUGGAAGAAGAAAGUAUUCUGUGACAAGUAUAAUUCAAUUACGACUCCGCGCCUACCCAAGCGACA